This is a messenger RNA of Blepharisma stoltei, 1420 nucleotides long. The record is from the annotation of a GenBank genome assembly. NCBI's taxonomy places the organism in Eukaryota, Ciliophora, Heterotrichea, Heterotrichida, Blepharismidae.
AUGGUUUAUUCAAAGCCACUAAAUACUCUUGUCGUCCUCACUCUCUUAUCAUUUGCUAAGGGCUUUACACUGCUAGGCGAUUGGACUCUUAGAAGAUUAACAGCAGAUACAAUCACUGGCAUCGCCAAUCAUGAAAAUGGUGGCAAUCCUCCUAUAACAACUAUAGGUAGUUCUAUUGAUCUAGGCUCAGUAACUGGCUGCAGCUCAAUAAGCCUGAGUGGUGGUCAAACCUGGAGUUUAACAGCAGACGCAUCCAACUUAAUUGGUGUUUCAGAGUCCACAUUUGGAUUUUGGGUAAACUUUGAAUCAACUAUUAGCGAAAGAGUUUUUGAAUUCGGACCUAACGAUGACGGAUAUUAUGUUGUCUCAUCACCUAUAAAGGAUGGCAACUUAGAAGUCUUCUUCGUUGACUCCACUGGAUCAGCGAUAUCAACUAAUAGCAUUUUCUUCACUGUCCCUUUAAGUAAUUUCUAUACAGAUAAGUGAUGCUUUAUUGCUUUUCACUUUAAGGAUAACUCAGGCAUUAUCACUUUGGAGGUUCUAUUAACUGGCAUAGACCUAAUUUCCAAAACUUCUACUGAUUUUAUUAUGCCUAACGGAAAAUUCAAUUUUGGAUAUAAAAUUAAAGGAAAGUUCCAUAGGGUUAUUCUUACAAAGAGUGCCACCAUAAAUGCUUCCUUUGAUACAAUAACAUUAGAUGAUGGCUCAAAUCAGGAUGUUAUAGCAGCGCCUUGUACUCCUGGAACUUGCAUUGAUAGUAUAUGUCCUCAAAGUUUCGGCAGUCUUACAGGCAACAUAUGCUUAUCAUCAUUACAGUAUUGCACUACUUGUGAUGCCAACGGAUGCACUACUUGCGAUCCUGAUUCAGCUAGAGAUGAGGGAACUUAUUGCCAAAACUGCAAGGAUAAUGGCACUACUAAUGAACUUAAAAAUUAUCACUGUAAUUUCUAAGUAGGUUGCGCCAAAGCCAGUCAUUGUGUUGAAUGCUCGGUAAAAAGCACUCAAUGCGAUUUAUGUGUGAUUGGAUACUUCCUUUACGAUAGUCCCACUUCAAAAUCUUGUCUUUGUAAGAUUCUAUUUAGCUUGUGCUGACUCCUGCACAAAUUGCCAACCAGGUCCAGAGUGCUAUACUUGUGCUGAAACAGUAACUCAAACAGGAACUACUUGCAGAGUCGAUUCUGUUGGGCUCCGGGUCAGUGUCGAUAUUCCGAAUAUCGUAUUUGACUUCGCUUAUCCACUUUCAACUGGGCUGUCAAAAAGUUCAUUUAAAGCUACUUCAAACUCAGGUUCAGAUAUCCCAACAAGUGGAUGGACUUUCAGUGGCUGCACAACAGGCUUGAAACAAUGUAAAAUUUUGGCUCCUAAUAUUCAAGAAAGCGAUCUCCCAAUUGCUCUUGACUUCGAUUUUACUCAAGUCUAA